AUGUGUGAAAAAACAUUGGUCACAGAAGUGUUAGCUGACCCUAGUAUAGCUGUGAAACUGGCUGACACCAAAGCUGCAGGUGAAGUGAAAGCAUUGGAUGACUUCUACACCAUGCUGCAGACUGAUCCUGAUAGGGCUUACUAUGGUAUUCGUCACUGUGAAAGGGCAGCAGAGCAACAAGCCAUUGAACUUCUGAUGGUAUCUGAUGAGCUCUUUAGGGCGCAAGACAUAGCCCAGAGGAAACGUUAUGUCUCACUGGUGGACUCUGUGAAGGAAAAUGGCGCGGAGGUCAAGAUUUUUUCCAGCCUGCAUGUCUCGGGAGAACAGCUGGGUCAGUUGUCUGGUGUUGCUGCCAUUUUGAGAUUUCCCAUGCCCGAGGAAGAUGAUGAAGACAACCAGGAUGUGGACUCGGAUGACGAUUAAAAGAUGAUUUUUUUCUCUCCCCUUGUGUUUCAUGAAAAGAUGCCCUGAUUGUAUAAAUCUUUAGAGCCUGCAGGAUCUUGUAUGGUUGUAACUUAUUUCUCUAUGCCAGGUGGUAGCUGAAUAACUGUCAGCCAUGAUGAAUAAAUGACCUCGCUGUAUAGCUGAGACUUUACAUAGCUGUGACCUUGUUGUAUAGCUGUGACCUCACUGAAUAGCUGAUCUUGCUGUAUAACUGACCUCUCACUGACUAGCUGUGAUUUAAUGUUACAGUUUUUAGAGAUUGUGUUGUGUUAGAUGAGUUUUGUUUUAGAAAGUUGGCAUUUAUUAUGGCUACUAUCUUUUUCAUGUUAAAUUUUCAAUGCAAUGUUGAUUUAAAACUUGAUAAAAAUGAACUUCAUUUGAAUUUGAUUUUUUAUCAAUAGCAACAUUUAUUAACUCUUUAUGUUGCCUUUUGAUCCCUACUGUUUUAGUCUUAAGGUAUUGUGUUGUUGUUUUUUUGGGUCUUAAACUAUUUGAUAAUCCUACAAUGUUUUUUGUUUAAUGCUUCACUAUAACAGGACUUAUUCCAUUUUCCAAUUAAAGAAAAAAUGUGUUCAUAGUUUUUCCUGCACUCAUGUAAUGAUGGGUCUGUCAUGAUUUAUGCAGCAUUUGUUCUGUCACCCACAGCUUCACUGUGUACGGUAAAUGUUUCAUAUAAGAAUGUAAAAAAAAGCUGUUUUAUUUCCAACUCUUGCAGGGUACACUAAAAUAUGUGUAUAAACCUAUGUAUAUUUUCCUUGUACUUGUACAUUAGAAUUCAUUUUAUUUACAUAAGCAAGGGAAGCGACUUUUAAUUUUUUUUUAAA
Messenger RNA from Physella acuta, 1268 nucleotides. RefSeq names its product protein pelota homolog. Gene Ontology annotation, biological process: nuclear-transcribed mRNA catabolic process, non-stop decay; nuclear-transcribed mRNA catabolic process, no-go decay; ribosome disassembly. The record is from RefSeq and is a predicted model, not a curated record. Gene Ontology annotation, cellular component: cytoplasm. Lineage: Eukaryota; Metazoa; Mollusca; Gastropoda; Physidae.